UGCUCUUUGAGCAUCUUUGAGCAUCUUUGCUCUGCGGAGCUUUCCUUAUUAUACUGCAAAACCGUAACGUUGGGACCUUGAACCGAAAAAAAUAAUACAGCGUUUAGUCCAAUUUCCUCGUUGACCUAGUUACUUAAUACCACCAAACGGCGGAACCACCAUGGAUACAUCGAAAUCUUAUCCCGGUUCCUUAUCAACGGUGCUGGUUUUGCAUGUUAGCACGCAGAUCUCGAGUUCGUUCAACCGCAUGAGGAGUGCUCCGCGUUCUGACAUGGGCUAAAAUGUGAUAAGUAGCAUCCUCUGUACACGAACAUCUGUGGUCAAACUGUAAAAUGUUUCUAUACGUGAACUUAAGCGAAAAGAUGCGACACUAUAUGAUCAUUCUUCGCUCUCUUCGCUGCGCCGCAUAAACUAGUACACGGUAAUUUUAAACCUGUUCCAAUGAAGUGCUUCAAUCCUAGACAUCUGUCACUACGUAUCUCGUGCGUUGACAUGUUGCGCGUUAUCAUUGCCUUCCUGGUGACGCGAAGCGUGUGUUGUAAGGACGUAUUUGUUCCUUUGGGAAGAGAAGUGUUUUUACUGCCAGAUGACAUCGAUGUUUCUAAUUCCGGACAUAACUGUGUCGUGGAGGUCUCAAAAGAAGAACCCCUGAGUAACACUGUUGGCACUCUUACCCCUCAGACGUUCCCAUGCAGCUUCACCCAUGGGCAGGUGAAAUAUAUCCACUACGGCUCCCUCUAUUGGAAGAAACAAACCAUUCCGCUUCAUAUAUUUAACAUACGCGGGAACGUAACUGAAGUGAAGCGAUCAUUCCUGAACAUUGUCGUCGAGGAAGGUCCUCCCUCACAGUUUCUGUGGCCUCAUCGCUCACUGAAGGUUAAAGCGGCUCUCGGACUCUCGGAUCCACUCGACACCUCCAUGCUCUCGCUUCCCGUUCAGGACGCACUUGACUGCAGAAUCCAUUUCUCCAGUAACAGCAACUGGCCAGCUUAUGGUGGUCUUGUGGCUGGAAGUCAGUUUAAACCAGUCGAGUCUAUCGCGCGAAGGUGCGAAGAUUUUUUAAAUCUCGGCAUACGCUACAAACACCGGAGGGUGUCGUCGCCGAACACGGACUUCAUCCGCCUCAAGGCAGAGCUGAGAGGACCCGGCCACAAGCAGAUACGCUCGGAGUGGGUGCAAGUUCUCGUUGAAAUCCAUUCGGGUCAUUUGAACGAGCCUCCCGAACUUCCAGCCGCGCAGACGAUUCCACUGAGUGGGGGUGUUCCAACACCAUUUACGAUUGAUGGAGCAAGAGACAGAGAGUCCGAUAAGGUCAUACUCAAUGUCACUCGCUCGCCGACCAGGGGUGACAUUGUAUGUCUUUCAUUUCUCCUUCCGUGCACUUCGUUCGAUGACCGAGAACCCGUAGCCUACCUGCCUCGUACGAUCGGAGCAGACGGCGAACCCGAUUAUGCAGAAGUCGUAGCGCUCGACAACUUUUUCCGGUCGAGUCGUCCGUUGAGGCUCAUUUUCUCGCCACCUUCCGCCGGAAAAAAUGCCUCGACAGCGGCAGUGGUUCGUGGACUGUUUAUUCUGGAAGGCACAUCGAAGGCGAUAACAGACUCUCACCUCUUCCUCCCUGCCCAAGCCAAUAUCUUCCUAACUGGCGGAUUGUUCCACGGAAGGAUAGAGGUCGGCGGAAGGAUGGUGUCCUACUUCACAACGAGCGACGUCAUUUCCGGACGCGUGUCUUACUGCCACGACGAUGGUGACAGUACGGUUGACAGUGCCCACUUUCUAGUGACGCAACCGUUAGAUGAUGUCGACAGAGAAAUCUCUCUUCGUCUUCCAAUUAAAAUUCUCCCGAAAGAUGACCAAGCACCAAUGCUAGUCGUCAACCGCGAGCUGGCGGUGCUCGAAAUGCAGCAGGUGCCAUUGGGACCGCACGUGCUCUCAGCUCGGGAUCCUGACAGUCCCAAGAGCCAGAUUCGGUACCAGGUAACGAAUGUUCCGCAAAAUGGGGCUCUCAUCAGAAGACACACUGCCACUCCAGGGCUCGAGCCCAUAAUCCAAAUUCGAGGCUUCAGCGAAGAUGACAUCGACGAAGGCGUAAUAAUCUACAUUCACCGAAAUAAUGGGACUUUCUCCGACUCCUUUGAGGUGGUUCUCGAAGAUGGCAGCUCUCCUCCAAACCGUUCACCGCCUGCGGUCGUCCUCAUCACUGUCGUCCCUUCGAGCCCCCCACCAGAGCCAGACCCAGACAGUUCCUUCCUCCUAGUAACACCGGAGACUGAAUCGCAUGCUCUCACCCGUGCUCAUAUCAACUUCAUCGACAUCAACUCGUCUCCCGCGGACCUCCGGUACACUCUACGAGGCCCGCCACACGUUCUGGAUGGCACCGGCUUAUCUCGCAGUCCUCCUGGCUGGCUGGCAGAUCCGGCACAGCCUCUCACUCCAUUGGACAGCUUCACGCAGGAGCAAGUUGAUCGUCGUCAAGUCAUCUACUACGCUGGUGUAGAUGAUAUUGGUUAUUAUCAGCAGAAGGUGAUCUUUGACAUGACGCUCGAAGGAAGGGAUGGCAGAAUAGUACCUGGAGUUGUCUUCAAUGUUAGCGUGCUGCCCGUCAACAACCAGCCUCCCACAUUUCACACGGGGACAUUAAUGCUCGACGAGGGAACGACGGCAGUCAUCACGACCACGGAGCUGAGGGUUCACGACCCCGACACCCUCCCCACCGAUCUCCAGAUCAGCGUUCUGACCGUUCCCCUGCACGGUUGGCUCAACCGAAACGGUUACACCCUCAGAGUGGGAGACUUGUUGUCACCGGAAGACAUCUUUGCGCUUCGCAUGGAGUACAAGCAUGACGACUCUGAAAACUUUGAGGACGAAUUCACGCUCGGAAUAAACGACGGCGUCAACUUUGCGAGCGGACGCCUGGAAGUACAGAUAAGACCCAUAGAUGACGAGCCCCCUCGGUGGCUACCCGGCCUAGUCAGAAAAAUUCUGGUCGAAGAAGGGUCGCAGAUUGUCCUGACCUCCGAGGUACUUUCCGCAGUGGACGCCGAUACAGACAACGAACAGCUCCAUUUUAUAUUGACAGACAUGCCUCGCCACGGGGAUGUCACUGUAGGAGGGAGAAUGGCAACACGCUGUACGCAGGCAGACGUUCGGAACGGCAAGGUGAUGUAUCGCACAAAGGAAACCGAGAUCGGCGCACACAGUCAGCACGACAGCAUGACUUGGCUAGUCAGUGACCGAGCCCUUCCAUCUGCGGGACCUCACCUGCCUCGUGUCGUAGAGAUACUAGUCCUGUCGCACAACAAUCGGGCGCCGCAGGCCGCAGUCAGGGGCACCCUGCGUGUCACCGAAGGCGGUCGUGUCAGAGUCGACGUCCUCGCAGCGUGGGACGAGGACAACGACCCGCAGGAUCUCAUCUUUCACGUGUCCGAGGAGCCUCGAAUCGGCUUUCUCGAAAACGUUCGUCCUCCUCAACCAGGAGCUUCCGGACCUGUGACGGGUCUUGGCAAGAAGGUGCUGGCCUUCUCUGCGAAAGAUGUGCUUGAAGGAUUGGUGUCAUACGCGCAAAGCCGGCACAUAGCUGCCGAACCAAUUUCGGAUGAGGUGACACUAUACGUUUCGGAUGGCCAGUUCAAUUCUUCUCAGGUGACACUUGUGAUCGAAGUCGUGGGCGUAAAUGACGAGGUUCCAACUGCCGAGGCUCAGAACCUGACACUUGAUGAGGGUGACUUGGUGCUGUUUACUCAAGAACUCAUCCAGAUCCAUGAUCCAGACACACCUCCGGAUCCAAUAGUUGUCACCGCAAUGGCACGACCAAAGCAUGGUUCCCUCGUAAAAUUAAUCGAAGGAAACGGAGAGAUGGUCGAAGCCCUUUUUACGAGCACCAGUGUGGACGAAUUCUACGGUCGCGUCGGAUAUCACCACGAUGGAUCAGAGAACUUUCAUGACUGGUUCGCCCUUAAUGUUUCCGAUGGGCUUCACACAACACCGCUCGAGGUAUUCGUGACUGUCUCUCCCAUCAACGACGAGCCACCACUCGUACUGCGCAACCUGGGAGCUGUACUGCCAGAUGGAAAAUACUCUGUUGCCAUUACAGAAGAUAAUCUCCUCAUUGAAGAUAGAGACACCUCUGCCAACGAGGUCGUCUGUUUUAUCACCCAGUUUCCUCAUCUGGGAACAAUUUCGGGAUUGAGGAACGAUUCAGUAUCUUUUACACAAAUGGAUAUCUUGGAGAACAAACUCAGUUACGUUGCCGAAAAUGAGACUACGAACGUCAGUGACGAAUUCUUUUUCAUCUGCUCCGACGGCGUUCACAACACAUCAGAGACAACUUUUCAAAUUACACUUCGACCUCAAUUAUUCGUCACGUCCAUGGGAGCUGUCGUGCAAGUCGGUAAAAAGGUACUGAUUGAACCAAAUGCACUCUACGCGAGCGAUGUUCCAGACCCUCCAACAACCAUCAUCUUCAACGUCACCCAAUCUCCACGUUCCGGAUAUCUGGAGCUAAGUGCCGCACCGAACACGAUUGUGACAAACUUCACAAUGGCCGAUGUCCUUCUCCGACGUUUGAGCUACAAGCACACGGGCGAAGAAAGCGGGUCAGAUCGGUUCAACUUUGUCGCCUCGCUUCCCAGUGGUUCCCGCGACGAAGGCACCUUUCUCAUCACGGUGCGACCCGCUGCUCGACCCGACAUGCCGCCGACCUUACACGUGCUGCUGCCGUUGAGGGUGGUCUCCGAGGCUCCGAAGGUUCUCACCUCUAAGCACCUGUACGCGAGAGACGUGCUCUCGCCGCCAAAGAACGUCACGUUUGAAGUUCUCAAGAAACCAGAGCACGGGGUCCUUCUGCUCAAUGGGGUUCAGUUAGCGUCGGAGACAUUUACGCAGGACGACGUGAAUCAUGAGCGCCUGGCGUAUCAGCGUCCGAGUUCGAGCGUGCAUCCGUCGGAUCACUUUCUCUUCCGAGUGUCGAAUAAUCGAGUGCCCGGGUUCAUGUUCCGAGGGCUUAGACGGAUCAAGCCAGUGAAGUUUGAAAUCUUGCUCGUAAACAUCAUUGGAAGCAUUCCAAUCGUCACAUUCUACAAGGUCAGCAGAGCCUUCAGGCACCACCCAGGGGGUCAGUGGCGGCUGUCGUUAAACGGCUUUGUGCAGAGCCAAGAUGUCGGCUCCAGUGCCAACCAAGUCCUGUACUUGGUGACAGAGACACCCAGAAGGGGACAUCUGUCACCGUGUGACGCCCCUCCAAGUACAUCUCUCUUCUCGUUCACACAAGCCGAACUUGAAAACGGGCACGUGUGCUACAUGCUGGACAAUGACGAUGCCACACAGGACGGCAUCUCAUUCAAAGUCCAGAAUAAAGAAGGCAGGACAGUGGGGCCUUACAGGCUGGACCUCAAGUGGACGCAAGUUACUCCGACGGAGCCGGAGAUAUUUCUGUGCAGUUACGACGGCAGCGUGUCCGUCGGAUUUCGUAGGACUGGAGACAUCCUCGAAAGUGCUACCGUAUCUCUGAAGGUCUUCACUCCGACAGGCGAGAGGGCCGUCAAGGGAAACCUCACUAUGAAGUUUGAUGCCGGGAGUACUGCAUCGAACUGGACAGGCACGAUUGACAGCAACGCGACGAAUCAGUUUGUGAUAGAAGCGACACGGAUAGAAGGCGGGAUACUCCAAGCUCCGGUACCGGUACUCAUCACGCUGCUGGAUCCCGAGUCAGACCUCUGUUCGAACGUGACGGAUUUGGUUCCGACGAGGAACUUUCUAGAAGAAUCCGGCCUGGUCAAUACUUCGGACUGCAAAAGUUCACCACAGACAACACUGAGAUAUGACGAGGCAACGAGGCGCAUUCAACAAUGUGUAAGAAACACGUGGGUUCCAUGGCACAGCAAAACACACAUGAUGCAAGUGCUGUCCAUUAACAGCAAUUCUGCUUGCAUGAAAGGCUGGCAACCUUGGCACGACCAAUGCUACAAGUGGUUCCGUAAAGGGGCGACAUGGGCGUCGGCCAAAGAACGCUGUCAACAGUUGGACGCGGAGCUGGUGACCGUGCUUUCACCGUCCCACCGUGACUGGCUGGCCCAACUUUCCCGCGAAAGGCCCUUCUGGAUCUACGAAGAUAUUUCUGCUUCACUCCGAUCUCUACGCCGCCUUCCGUGCCCACUCCAAAAAGGCACGCACGCUCCUUUACACAAGCACUGCGGCCAAAUUCACGGUUUUAUGUGCAGCACGAGAAAGCCACACGACUGAGUACAACCGUCAGCUUUUUUUUAGUUGGGUUUUGAUUAAAUGUGUCGCGUUUACGAGAACCUGGUUGUGGAGUUGAGGAAUUGGGUUGUUGUAUAGAUUCAAGUUGAAAGAAAGCGUAAAUGUACAGCUCCUGUCAACUUUAAUAAUAACACUGGAAAAGUUUCAUUUCCCAGCGUAAUAACAGGCACCCUUGGUUACUGGGGGAAUGUAAUGUUAAUAAAAUCCUGGUGUUAAACUAAUAUAAUAGUUUUGUUCAAUUAAGAUUUACUUUGUGUUUUUUUUAGUGUCAUUAUUUAGGUUUACCGGAACUGCACAAGUUAACACAAGUUGACAGCUCUGUAUUGUCAAUUUCUUUCCACAGACCUAGUUCAUAUGUGUGUUUACUUAAAUAUGAAGCAAAAAUGCUUCAUGCAGUAUUUGCUUUGCAGUUUCUUUUUUUUUUUUUCAGUAGGCCAGGGAAGAGGGUCUAGCUACCUAUAUGCUUCCCAUGAACCACACAUGAAGUAUUGUUGAAUGUUGUGUCAUCCACUCAGCUGUCAAAUCCUGCUGCAUAGCAUAGGGCCUCAAUUGGCUUUGCAAUUAAAACCAAAAUGUGCACUGAUCCACUCAUUCACAUGCAGUCUAGCAGGCUUUGUUCAAGAGGCAAAUGUUUCUGGGCAGGUUGGACUGAGCAAAAGUAGGCCCUUAACCCCUGAACGUUACAAGAGCGGUGCCAAAGGUAUCCGCACACGGGACACAUCUCACUGGAGACGUGUGCUUUCUCUCACAAAAUGUAUGCACAAAGUGGACAAAUAAAGACGCUAACAUAUUAAAACAGCGAGCUACGAAACAAACCAUG
This is a messenger RNA of Ornithodoros turicata, 7078 nucleotides long. RefSeq names its product FRAS1-related extracellular matrix protein 1-like. Gene Ontology annotation, biological process: anatomical structure morphogenesis. The record is from RefSeq and is a predicted model, not a curated record. The coding region runs from base 442 to 6240 and encodes 1932 amino acids. Lineage: Eukaryota; Metazoa; Arthropoda; Arachnida; Ixodida; Argasidae. The transcript is spliced from 17 exons.